CCUUUUCCAUCCUUUUUUUUUUGCUUAAAAUAUACAUUCCAAUUAACACAAUCCAACUAGAUCUAGACUCACCGCCCACACCCGAGCCCGAUCUUUCUACCGCCAUGGAUCCACCACUUUCCUCCGCCCCUAAGCUACGACUAAUAUGUAGCUACGGCGGCCGCAUCGUCUCACGUCCCCAAACCAAAUCAUUUUACUAUUUCGGCGGUGAAAACCGCUUACUUACCAUCCCCGCCACCGACAACACCACAACCACACUUACACUUUCUUCCCUCACCACCACCUCUCCACCUUUCUCCGCCUCACCAUCCCAUUUACUCUCAAAUACCAACUUCCAAAUCACGACCUCGACUCGCUCAUUUCCAUCUCGACCGAUGAUGAUCUCCAAAUCAUGUUGGAAGAACACAAGAGAAUCUCUUCUAGUUCUACCGCCGCAUCUUCACGUAUCAGGCUGUUUCUUUUUCCUGUUGGCAAUGGCGAUAAAGCUGAGUUGACUCAUCCGAAACGAGAGAGUUGGUUUGUUGAUGCUUUGAGGAGUGCAAGAAUGCGGUUUGGAAGUGAAAGUGGUGAACAACCUGAGUCCAUUCCUUUGGAGACUUCUUCUUUUGGUUCUACUUCUUCUUCGCUUUCCUCGUCUAGUUUGCCUCCAAUCAAACCCUCACCUGAAUCAAUACCAAGCGAUGAAUGUCUCGGGAGUGCUGUUUCGAAUGUGCAGACUGGAACUUUUCAAGACCAAGUUGGUCACAUUGCUUCAAUGGAGAAUAGGCUCUGUUCUAACACUUUUGAAUCAGACAAAAAAUUUGCUGAUCCUUCCUCUGGGAUUGAGAUGCAUAAACCUGUUCAUUCUUAUGGGUUUCCGGUAAAUCUGAUGCAUUUACCUCAGCAGCAAACACAAGUAAUUCACGAGGAUACCCAUUACGUGCCGCCAAACAUGCCUGGAACGCAGCCCGUUACGUCUUAUUACACAGUCUAUUAUCCGGUGCCACAACAGCAGCAGCAGCUCCAUUAUCAGGCAAAUCAGCCUUAUCCAAUGUAUUAUGCCCCUGUCGCACGAACUCAGCCCUACAAUAUACCUAUGCAACAUGGUAUGGUUCAAGCAGCAAGUAUCGGCCUUGGUCAGCCCCAAGCUCUUCCAAAUGCUCCAUUAGCAGUACCUCAACCUGUAGCUGACUUAGCUUCAGAACAAUACCAAAAAAUUCCAACAGGGCACCAGUAUAGUAAUGUACCUCAUGCUGAAACUGAAACAACGUUUGCAGGGGCUCAAAGUCAGCACCAACAUCAACCGUUUGAUGUUGCUGCUGGUGAAACCACGAAUCAAACUAACAAACUUGAUGACGACCCUGCUCGAGUCCAAAUAUACAAAUCUCAGCCACCCCCACCAAUGUUGCCUUCACAGUAUCAAACAAUGACCAAAGCCACGACAUUGCUUUUGUCGGAGGCUCUGGCAAAGUUGCAUACAGACAAUGCUGAACAACAGAUUACGGCAUCGGAACCAUAAUGAUUCGAUUCUCCAUCUGGGAAAACAGUUUGGUAGUGGUGUCUUGCUAACUUAUUUCUUGUGUUCCACGUUUCCUUUUUUUGUUUUUUCUUGGAAGUUCUGGAAAUUAUAGUAUUCCAAACAAGGUGUUGUAUGAUUGAAUUGUCUCUUCUGAUCUUCUCAUAAUCCCUCUUUUAGA
Hibiscus syriacus is the source of this 1676-nucleotide messenger RNA. RefSeq lists its product as uncharacterized. The transcript has 3 exons. NCBI's taxonomy places the organism in Eukaryota, Viridiplantae, Streptophyta, Magnoliopsida, Malvales, Malvaceae. The record is from RefSeq and is a predicted model, not a curated record. The coding region runs from base 392 to 1498 and encodes 368 amino acids.